Messenger RNA from Mytilinidion resinicola, 630 nucleotides. RefSeq names its product CGI-121-domain-containing protein. Gene Ontology annotation, biological process: tRNA threonylcarbamoyladenosine modification; telomere maintenance via recombination. The record is from RefSeq and is a predicted model, not a curated record. Bases 1 to 630 code for a protein of 209 amino acids. The transcript has 2 exons. Gene Ontology annotation, cellular component: nucleus; cytosol; EKC/KEOPS complex. NCBI's taxonomy places the organism in Eukaryota, Fungi, Ascomycota, Dothideomycetes, Mytilinidiales, Mytilinidiaceae.
AUGGCUACCGUCGAAACACUCUACCUGCCCCACUACCCCGACUACCCCAUUUACAUAUCAUUCUUCAAGAACGUCUCAAACGCUCCCUUCCUACGCCAGCAACUCCUCGAAGCAAAUACCGCCUUCGAAUAUGCAUUCCUCGACGCCACAAUGAUCCUCUCCCCCCGCCACCUCUACGCCGCCACCUUCCGCGCCCUCAACGACGCCGUGCACACCCGCCUCAAGUCCCGCAACAUCCACUCCGAGCUCGUCUUCUCCCUCUCCCCAAACAACAACAUCGCCGACGCCUACCGCCGCUUCGGCAUCCAAGACAGCACCACCUCCCUCCUGGCCGUGAAAAUCCCUCUGUCAAACCACGACAUCACGGCCGAGAGCGUAUCGAAGCAUCUGGGGGGUGCGGUGGAGGGGGAGUCGGUGGCGUUCGGGGAGGAGGCGCUGGCGGGGGUGACGGAUUUGAAGGCGUUGCGGAAGGUGUAUAAGCUGGAUUCGGGGAACAAAGGCGGUGGGGGAAAGAAGGGGAAGAAGGGGGCGGAGGUGGUGGUGAACGGGAAUGGGGUGGGGAGUGGAAAGGAUGAGAGGGCGGAGAUGGAGGGUGUGAUUUUGGGGAUUAUGGCUUUGAAGGGUACUUGA